AUGUCGGUCCCAGUUCCUCGCUGCUUUGCACCCCCUCGUACCCUCGGGGGUGACACUGACCUCCGCAUCAUCAAGCUCGAGGACAAACACCUCACACAGGAAGACACCUCGCUCAAUGCUCAGAUCUGCGGACUUUGGAUUCUCGAGGAGGGCGGCAUUGACGAGGCGAAUGUGACCCUCAGGCACUACCACGACUGGAUCGCUGGCUGCGACGUUGGCAACGUGGUCCACGCGCACCUCAAGCGCAAGAUCGCCGACAAAGCGGCAGGGCGCAUCGAGCCCGUCGACGUUGUUGUCAAGCGCAUCAAGGCAACGAAGGAGGAGGCGAACGCCGACGCGCAAAUCUGGAACAACUUCUUCCUGGCCUCGUUCAAGAUGCUUCCCAGCGGUAGGGAUAUGACUCAGGACACCCUCCUGUGCGGUGCGGCUAUCGACGCCGUUCUCCAAGGCCGCUACGCUCCUGCCCGUCUCCUGUACAAGGCGCGCCACAACUACAUCAAGUUCAUUGAGACCCAAGGCCGUGCCGAGAUUCAGGCAGAGUUGCCUUACCUCAAGGUCCUGCUCGACGAAAUGAAGGACAAGACGUCUGACGAGUGGGCUCACCGCGACUGCACCUCCGAACACGUCUGUUUCACCGACACUGGCCGCGCCCUCGUCCGCAGGCUGGAGAGCCCCGAGGAGAAGGCCAAGCGUCUCCCCGGGAAUGGACCCAAGCCCACCGCGAAAGGCUACACUUGGGGCAAGGUCGGCAAGUACGUCUGGGGCAAUGCGCAACCUGGUCAGAGCUAUGGCAUCUGA
Molecule: messenger RNA, 798 nt
Organism: Trichosporon asahii var. asahii CBS 2479
Lineage: Eukaryota; Fungi; Basidiomycota; Tremellomycetes; Trichosporonales; Trichosporonaceae
Exons: 4
Coding region: 1-798 (265 amino acids)
Source: RefSeq, a predicted model, not a curated record